Messenger RNA from Clunio marinus, 240 nucleotides. Lineage: Eukaryota; Metazoa; Arthropoda; Insecta; Diptera; Chironomidae. The record is from the annotation of a GenBank genome assembly.
AUGAUCCACUCCCCAUUUAAUACAGAAACUCAAGCAUUUCAUAUGAAAGGAGGGAGGAAAAAAGGUAAGAGUUGUAUUGGAAAGUUUCCUGAGAGUUUUUCAAGCAUUUUCAGAUUAGAACUGUUGGCUGAUACUCGACAAAAACAGAUGGAAAAAAGAGGAAAGCAAUGCCGUUUCAAUUUCUCUUCGGAAAGGGUAGCUUUAGUCGACGGUACAUGUAAUUAUUCAGCUGUUGAGUGA